AUUGCACAUCGUUUUCUGUAUGCGUUUAUUCGCCGGAAUUAUGAUCUAUUUAGCUUGUGAUAAAAGAUUUUUCUAAUUAUAAUCGUUAAACAAGUGAACAACAUUUAAUGACGCAAACGUGUGAAAGUGCAUGUAGAUGAGAUGGGCGUUGAACAGCAGAAGCUCCAGUGGUGAUAUAUCUAAGCAACCCCGCGACAGACUGGCGCCGCAUGCUGCGAGCAACGAUGAUGAUGCUAUCGCUUUCCGAUUGCUCCUUUUGAAUGCUCUCGAUUUUGGCCGAUACUUUUCUUCCGUUCCAUUGAAUCCGCACCGCAUCACGGAAGCAGGAUGCCAACCAAGCUUGAAAUUCUGCUCAUCAACAGUGCCGAUGGGAUUUACUAUCCCGGACAGGAAGUUAUUGGCGACGUAAUCGUGACAAUGGCAAAAAGUUGCACCGUGUCUAAAUUGCUUCUCACCAUUUGUGGAGUCGGGAAAUCUAAAUUCUCUGAUCUGAACAGACCAAAGAAGGGAAACUUUCGUGGCAAAGAGCGAUAUUUGAACUCUGAAUUGGUUCUUUAUCAGCCGCACGACAAAUUAACUGAAGUCCCCGCUGGAACUUACAGCCACGGUUUCGCAUGCAAGCUGCCGGAGGCUCUUCCGGCUUCUUUCGAAGGCAAAUAUGGCCACAUACGCUAUUGGUUGAAAGCAACCUUGGAGCGACCCUGGAGACAGUCAAAGAGCUAUACGUUCCACUUCCAGAUCGUUCGGCAGCUGGAUCUGAACGAUGAAGUCCUUCUACCCGUGCGAUCCGAAAUCACCAAAUCGCUUGGCUACUGGCCAUGCGUCCCAAGUGGAGUGCUGUACGCGUCCGUAGAACUCUCCACAUCAGGCUUCGUACCCGGGCAGUUCAUUCCGGCGGUGAUUCAAGUCAAUAACAAGGGGAACAACAAAAUGACAAGGAUAGUGACCAUGCUGGUGCAGAAGGUAGUUUACAGAGCAAGGCGACCGGCCGUGUAUCAGACGGUGGAGCGCACGGUUGUUUGUAAAAAUGUAACGCCCGGAAUUAGACUGCCAGAGGGUGGAGUUCUUGCUGCGGAGAAUCUGCAGGUGCCUUGGGUGUUACCGUCGAGCAGCUAUUCACAUGUGGUCCAAAUAGGAUACGAAGUGGCGGUGGAAUUUCAGUUCGAUACCUGCUUCUUCAAUGCCAACCAGACGGUUCGGGUUCCGGUGACGAUUGGGGUGCUACCGGCGCGGGACUCCAACCUCAUCGAAAGCAAAGCCAUACGGGUGUGGACACGGAAAUCGUGAACGUUGGGUUAGGUUCUGUUUUCACCGCCAAAGACUUAUGGACUACUAUAUGGACUGUUAGAUAUUGAAAUGAAGUUUAAGAGUCGUUUAUUGCAUUGUUGAUACCUAACUAUAUCGUGUUCCAUUUUCUUCGUGAUUCCUUUUUAUG
Molecule: messenger RNA, 1435 nt
Organism: Ochlerotatus camptorhynchus
Lineage: Eukaryota; Metazoa; Arthropoda; Insecta; Diptera; Culicidae
Product: arrestin domain-containing protein 17-like
Exons: 3
Coding region: 328-1287 (319 amino acids)
Biological process (GO): protein transport
Cellular component (GO): cytoplasm
Source: RefSeq, a predicted model, not a curated record